GACCAAAUCUCGUCGGAAAAUUUCAAAUCUUUGCUAGAAAACUGCGAUACUCCUUCAGUUUUCAAUUUUUUCCCCAUUUCCGGCGAGCAAAACCCAAAACAAAUGUCAUACCCAUUCUCCCCUCUUCAAAACCGGCAUGUGCUGAAAUUUUGGGGAGAUUUGGGCCAACUUUUUUCCGGUCAAGUCGGCGGCGGCAAGCUUCCGACGAGUCCCCGACGAGAUGAAGCUCUGACUACCCCGCUCAGGUCAGUUUUUCGGCCGUUUUUCACCUUCCUCGCCCGCACCUCACUUCCUCCUACGUCCUACUUGCGUCUCCUGGUUGGUUUUUCAGCUUUACCUUAUUAAUUUGUGGAGAAUUUGAUUAGGUAGUGAAGUGAGGAUGAUUUUUGUGCUUUGCUUGUUGAACCUAGAUUUAGGGCGAGGAAUUAGGUGAAUUAGGUCGAUUGAAUGGUGGAAUGAUUUUUUCUUAAGCUUAGUUGAGCCUUGGUGGGUGUGUUGAUCCGAUUUGCCCACCAAGUGCUAUGUUAUGAAUGCAAGUGGAGUUUUAUGCUUGAUUGGCGGAUUGUUGCCACCGUGGUUUGGAUUGUGGUUCAAUUUUUUGUGUGCUUGAACCGUGAAUUACCCACAACCAUGCCAAGGUGGUUAGAGCUUAAAUGUUUGAUAACCAUGGUGGAAAAACAAGUGUGGGGGGAAUCUCUCUUCCUCCCAAGGGGAAUUUUCUGAUGAUUGUUUCCACGUAUUGUGUCUGUUUGUCAAUUUGUGCAGGAUGCUUAACUUGGAGCAUGAGUACAUCCGAUAUUUGGUGCACCACCCAAAUUUUGGCGACAAGUUUGCCUACCAGAGUGGCAGCCCAAUUGGGGCUCACUGAUCGCCACUUCCUUCGCCUGGUGUCUGGGGCGGAACAUAAUGGACACCAUGCAUAUGGGGGGCCUCAUCACGAGGGUGGCCUGACACUCCGGGUGGAUCUGACUUGGUGCACCAGCGCCGAGUGGAGUACCUUGAGGGACUCCGACCUUCAGGAGUCAUCCGAGCUGUAGUUGACCCUGCACCAGUAAAGCCUGACCCCGAGGUCCUGACACUAGCAGAGCAGCCACCUGCUCAUGCACCCGGCCGCCGCCGCCGUCCAGCGCUCCAACGCCCAGCAUAGCCACCAGCAGCAGCGGCAGGUGAUCCCUUCGUUUAGAGGGUGGAUCUCCUUGAGACGAGCUUCGUGGGAUUCUCUUUUCGCCUGGACCGGCAGACUGACAUCCUCGAGCUUAUGGGUCGACGCCAGCGAAAUGUUUGGCCAUUGGUUGUGUGAGUGGUUUUGUAUUGAUGUUGUAGGUUCUAGGUGAAUUGUUGAACCUCAUGCUUUAUGUGACACCACACAAAAAAGCCUUUUCCCCAUGUCCGAGACCCUAGCCAGUCAUCUAAACUCAUGUCUAAGACCUUCGGACAAGCUAGUGAUGAAACCUAUCCUGUGAGCUCUAGCAUUUUGAGUGUAAAGUAUGCACAUAUUUUGCAUCAACAUGCUCUUGACCCCACUGGCCGAGAGUGAGUGAUUCAUUCAUCUUAUCUUGUUCAUAUCAUACCCAGGUGAGGACGUAGUUUGCUCAUUCGUUUGUUCCUCUGAUGUGAUCUUUAUGCAAGGAUAACUGCGUUCUGUGAGUCGUCGUUGUAGGAUAUGUUUUGGUUUGUGAACAGGGUGAGAAAUUUUUGUUUUCACGUUCUUAAUGCAUUCAAAUGUCAUUUGUGGUUGUUGCCAGAAUUUAUUGUUGUUCUCCAUAUGUCGAUGCCAAAUAGACAUUGAGAUCCAUCCACUUUGUGCCCUUUGACAUGUCCCAAAGUCAUUAUGUUUAGAUUGAAAUAUUACCUUGUUUGAGAUUGGUUUGCUUGGAGACAAGCAAACGUCCAAUUAUGGGGGAGUUUAAUUCGUGCAUAAUUACACAUGUUUCGCCCCCAUAUUCUUGUGAUGUUUGAGGCAUUUACAUCGCUCGAGGAUCAAUUUUACCCUAGGUUGUGUAUGUUUCAGGUCUUAGUAGGUGGAAUUGACCUCGAGAGCGAAAUUAGAACGAAAGAAGGCAAAAAUGCAAUAAAAUGGAAAAAAAAGCCAAGGUCACGGCUAGAGGACGUUUGUCACGAGCAAGAGAUCGUGACAAUUGAGCGAGACCGUGAAGAUCGCAAGGAUCCAAGAGCUUUUACAGACCUCGAGGGCAAGUUGGAGAUCACGGGCACCCGAUCGUGACAAUUCUGCCCCUGUCGUGAAAUCUCUAAAUGAAACAGUGUGUUUUAGCUCGUGAUCACAUGCAAGCCUCCGAGAUCACGACCAUGACAUUUGAUCGUGACAAUCGCGACUAAGGAGGGAUGAGCUGAAACCAAAGAGGGAGAAUUCUUGAGUGAGAUUGGCUUCUUCCUCUUUAUCUGGAGAGAGAAAUUUAUCAACCAAAGGAGAAAGAAGAAGUUCUUGACCUCCCCAAGGCUUGAAGAGUUGACAUUUCUCCUCCAAGGAGACAAUCCAAGAAACUAAGGUUGAAGUGAAGCCACUUACCAUGGUUUUUUUCUCAUUCUUUGUUGUAUUCUUCUUCUUUGUCAUGGAGUAGUUCUCCGAUUCACUUGUGUAUUGUGAACCCUCAUCUAGAAAUGUGAUAGGUAGUAUGAAUCGAAUGCUAUGUGAGUGGGUUUGUGUUUAAUACAAGGUUUGAGGUAAUUUUUCAUGAUUCUUGAGUGGUGUUCUUCAUAUAUCAAAGGUAGGUCAAAUUGACCUAGGUGGAGGAAAUCCCCCUUUGGGCCUUAGGAAUUUGGAUUUAUUCACCAAUUGGGUAACCCCAUCUAGGAUGAUUGAGGACAAGCUCAAACAUGGGAUUAGUGCCAUGAACCUAUCAUGAUGGUUACUUUUUUGCUGUUCAGGAUUUGUUUCCUAGGGAGUGGUCUUAGCAACCCUUAGUCAUGAGUCAAGAGAGCUAGCUUCCUAGCUUAUUUUGACAUUUCUUGAUUAAUCGUCUAAGAGUGUGGGGUUUCUCCACUAGUAUCGACCUCCUACUGGUUUAUGAACACACCUUUCCACACUAUCAUUACAUUUGGCUAACCUUGAUACGAGACUAGGGGGAGCAAUACCCAGACGAAGCCUUCUCACAUUGAAACCACCUCAAUUUUACUUUCUUUGCUUGUUUUCAACUGUAGUUUUUUACCUUUAACUCCGAACUGUUUUCUAGAUAACAAUUUAAAUGAUUGAAGUAGGAGUACAGGGACCGCCUCGGGUUGACAAUUAAAAUGCUUGCCCACUACACCCUACUAGAGUUUGCACUUGGCCUUUGGUCGAGAUUUUAUUGUGUAGUUAGUAACGAGUCGCAUACUGUGAAGAUGGCACCGAGACUAUGAAGAUCGCAAGGUUCCAAGAAGAUCUCUAAAGCUUGCGGGCAGUGUCAGGAUCAUGUUGGCAGACUCUGAUGUCAGCAAGCGGCUCAUGAAGAUCGUAAGUGAUAUGGCAUGUUUUGUGCCGAGAUAAUGGUUACCCUGUCGACUUAACGGGCAUGAUCUAUGUCCUUGAUUCGUGCACUCGGGGACUAUAAAAGGAAGAGUUUGUUGAAUUCAAGCGGAGAGUCUUAUAGAGAGAUUAUGGCUUCUACUUCAAGGUUUAGAGAGAGAGCUACGAGCUAAAAAAGGACGAAGGAGAUUUUUCCCUACCCAAGGCUAGAAGAAGGUUCAUUUCUUCUCCCAAGGUGGAAUCAAGCGUCUAAGAGGAACUAAGAUCACUUUCUAAUGGGUUUUUCUUCUAUCUUAUUUGUGUUUUCUCCUCUAUCUAUUGAGUAGUGUCCAAUUUCACUUGGAUGUUGUGAACCCUAGUGUAGGAUGCGUUAGAUAGUAGGAAUUGAACUCUAUGUGUGUAAGUUUGUGUUUAAAAAAAAUUUUGAGGUAUUUUUUCAAGAUUCUUGAGUGGUGUUCUUCAUAUCGCAAAGUUAGGUCAAAUUGACCUAGGUGGAGGAAAUCCCUUUUGGGGCUUAGGAAUCUAGAUUUCUUAUCCAAUUAGGUAACCCCACAUAGGGUGAUUGAGGACAAGCCUCAAACAUCGAAUUAGUACCAUGAACCUAUCAUGAAGGUUAUUUUUUUGCCGUUCAGGAUUUGUUUCCAAGGGAGUGGUCUUAGCAACUCUUAGUCGAUUAGUCAAGAGACCUAGCUUCCUAGCUUAUUUUGACAUUCCUUGAUUAAUCGUCUAAGAGAGUGGGGUUUCUCAACUAGUCGCAACCUCCUCACGGUUUAUGAACACACCUUUUCACACUAGCAUUCUAUUCGGCUGACCUUGAAACGAGAAUAGCGGGAGCAAUACCCAAGUGAAGCCUUCUCACAUUGAAACCACCUCAAUUUACUUUCUUUGCUUAUUUUCAACUGUAGUUUUUUUAGCUUUAACUCCAAACUGUUUGCUAGAUAACAAUUUAAACGAUUGAAGUAGGAGUACAGGGACCGCGACGGGUUGACAAUUAAGACGCUUGCCCUAUACUACACUCUACUAGCGUUGGAGUUGGGCUUUAGUAGGGAUUUAAUUGUGUAGUUAGUAACGAGUCACAUACCAUGAAGAUGGCACCGAAACUGUGAAGAUCGCAAUGUUCCAAGAGGAUCUCUACAGCUCGCGAGAAUUUUUAGGAUCACGGCCAUAGACCCUGAUGUCAGCAAGCGUCUCAUGAAUAUCGUAAGUGAUAUGGUGCGUUUUGUGUCGAGAUCAUGGUUGCCCUGUUUACUUAACAGGCAAGAUCUCUGACGGUGAUUCGUGCACAUGGGUACUAUAAAAGGUAGAGUUAGAUGAAUUCAAGGGGGGGCUCUUAGAGAGUGAUUGGAGCUUCUGCUUCAAGGUUUAGAGAGAGCUACAAGCUAAAAGAAGGAGGAAGGAGAUUUUCAUCUACCCAAGACUAGAAGAAGGUUGAUUUCUUAUCCCAAGGUGGAAUCAAGCAUCUAAGAGGAAGGAAGAUGACUUUGUAAUGGAUUUUCAUCUAUCUUAUUUGUGUUUUCUCCUCUACCUAUGGAAUAGUCUCCAAUUUCACUUGGAUGUUGUGAACCCUAGUCUAGGAUGUAUUAGAUAGUAGGAAUUGAACUCUAUGUGUGUGGCUUUAUUUUUAAUACAAUGUUUCAGGUAGUUUUUCAUGAUUCUUGAGUGGUGUUCUUCAUAUCUCAAAGUUAGGUCAAAUUGACCUAGGUGGAGGAAAUCCCACUUUGGCCUUUAGGAAGCUAGAUUUCUUGACCAAUUGGGUAAUCACAUCCAGGGUGAUAGAGGACAAGCCUCAAACAUCGAAUUAGUGCCAUGAACCUAUCAUGAUGGUUACUUUUUUGUCGUUUAGGAUUUGUUUAUGAGGGAAUGGUCUUAGCAACCCUUAGCCGAUUAGUUAAGAGAGCUAGCUUCCUAGCUUGUUUUGACAUUCCUUGUUAUGAUUUAUGAACACACCUUUUCACAUUAGCAUUCCAUUAGGCUAACCUUGAUACGAGACUAUGGGGGAGCAAUACCAAGUGAAGCCUUCUCACAUUGAAACAACCUCAAUUUACUUUCUUUGAUUGCUUUCAACUGUAGUUUUUAACCUUUAACUUCGAACUUUUUGCUAGAUAACAAUUUAAACGAUUGAAGUAGGAGUACAGGGACCGCAUCGGGUAGACAAUUAAAAUGCUUGCCCUAUACUACAUCCUACUAGAGUUUGCACUUGGGAUUUAGUCGAGAUUUAAUUGUGUAGUUAGUCAUGAGUCACAUUCCGUGAAGAUGGCACCGAGACUGUGAAGAGUGCAAGGUUCCAAGAAUAUCUCUACAGCUUGCGAGCAGUGUCAGGAUCACUGUCGCAGACCAUGAUGUUAGGAAGCGACUGGUGAAGAUCGUAAGUGAUAUGGUGCGAUUUGUGAUGAGAUCAUGGUUACCUUGUUGACUUCAAGGGCGUGAUCUCUGAUCGUGAUUCGUGCAGUCAAGAAGGUAGAGUGAGCUGAAUUCAAGGGGAGCAUCUUAAAGAGAUUGGAGCUUCUUUUUUAAGGUUUAGAGAGAGAGCUACGAGCUAAAGAAGGAGGAAGGAGAUUUUCACCUACCCAAGGCUAGAAGAACGUUGAUUUCUUCUCCCAAGCUGGAAUCAAGCAUCUAAGAUGAA
Messenger RNA from Linum trigynum, 6089 nucleotides. The record is from the annotation of a GenBank genome assembly. Lineage: Eukaryota; Viridiplantae; Streptophyta; Magnoliopsida; Malpighiales; Linaceae.